Molecule: messenger RNA, 3895 nt
Organism: Oreochromis aureus
Lineage: Eukaryota; Metazoa; Chordata; Actinopteri; Cichliformes; Cichlidae
Gene: stradb
Product: STE20 related adaptor beta
Exons: 9
Coding region: 2027-3361 (444 amino acids)
Biological process (GO): protein phosphorylation
Molecular function (GO): ATP binding; protein serine/threonine kinase activator activity; protein kinase activity
Source: RefSeq, a predicted model, not a curated record
GUACAAGUGUGCAGUGCAAGUCCCUACACCACGUUAUACAACUUUCAAAUAUUCGUAUACCAAGAUAGUAAUUAUGCCAUGUUUAUAACAGCCUAAAUUUACAUAUGAUUGACUUAAAUCCUUAUUCAACAUUUACAGCAGUCUGAACAUUUUUGCCUCCUAGAUGGCCAAAAAUACACUGAUAAGUGUACAUACACUCACCACAUUAUUAGAAACUUCAUUAGACCGUGUUUAAUGUGGUCAUUCAUUAGUGAAUUAAUAUGUAACUUAAUAGGUUCCCUUUAAAUCUAAUAAUAAUACCUGAGGCUCCAAUAAAUUAGCAUCCAACGAUUCCAAUGAUGCAACUUUUUUUUGUUACAUUUUGAAUGCUCUGUUAUAUUAUACCCUCAGGUUUUGGGGCGUUACUAUGACAUCAUCAGACUUUACUCCAAAGCUCCUUCCCCCACCCCUUCACCAAAAACAUUAAAAUUUUCCAGUCUAGAUGCUUUCUUCUAUAUUGAGUACUUCAUAUUUAAUAUGCAUUAUUAGCAACUUAAUAAUAAUUAUGAAUGUGUGAUGUCACUUCCUCUUGCUGAUGCAGAGUAAAUCCUGGGGUGGUGUGUGUAUCCCUGAAAUCAGUCCAAGACAUACGCAAGUGUCUCUGUGAAACAGACAUCCCCAGAAAGCCUCUGCAUCACUGAAACUCCCAAGCAUCCUCCCCUCACGCACUCCCCUUUGUUCCUCUCUGUGUCACAGCGCCACCUGCUGGCAGCCACCUCACACAGUGCGGCGCAAACUAGAAACCCAAUGUCACUGUGACACUUCAGCUCCUUUGCGGUUGUAGAUGAAGAAAGAUUGUAGGCAGCUGGUGGCUCAACAAAUGGAGGAGGACAGGAGGAAAUCCUGCCCAUUGGUAUUAUUUUACAUUAGCUGCUUGCUUCCAGUUUGUGAACACAACUGGAACAAUUUCAGUGCAGCCAGUACAGAAAUUAGUGGGAAAAUGUUCAAUGAACACAUUGGUGCUGUGUUCACGGAAAACAUAUUUGAGACUCGUCAAAUAUGUAAAUGAAUGUUUCCUUCUGCUCUGGGCUCGACUGCAUUCCCUUUAAAACCUUACAGAUGUUUAGUUGUGUGCAAAGAUGGGAUUAAUAUUUGCUUGAAUCAGGCAAUCAUUGCAUUUAAUUUACAUUUAAAUGAAAUAAUUAGGAAAAAGUGAAAAUAACAGAAUAAUGAUGAUUCUUUUUUGCAGAAGAGAUGCAUUAAAAUAUUACAAAGUAGUGAAUGUUGUAAAUUGUGAAGACUGACUUUAGUUUGCUCUAUUUUUUUCAAAGUAAGUAUUGCAUGUUUUACUACACAACAUGUAAUUGAUGUCUUUAGCUGUGAUCUUUCCAGGAUAAACUGUUGCAUUUAGUGAGUUCAGUCCCUGCUGAACUCAUACACUUCUAUUGUUAUUCAGAGACUUUACACCCUCGCGCCUUUUUUAUCUUCUCAUGCAUGGGUGUUUAGGCAUGCUAGUAUCAACAAAGGUAGAUUUUAUUCAGUGCUUAAACUCUGAUGUCAUCUGAAACAGACCUACUUCCAGGGAUUCCUCUCUUUAGUAGUUUAGUCUGCUGUUUUUUGUAUAUUGUUGGACUAUCUCAGUGAUUUAAAUACCUUAGAUAUGAAGAGACGCCCAAAGUCAGACGUUUCAGGAUAAAAUAGUUAGGUCAAAAAGCUUUUUAGUCUUUCCAUCAGGCUUGUUCCAAUUUCAGCACCAACACUGCUUCAUAAGCACCAGAGAACAGGAUACAGUCUGUGUCGAUUACAUGUCCGUAAGGUUAAUAAGACUCGCAAGUUUAUAAAAUCUUCAACAAACUAAUUUUGUUUGCAACAUAUACACAUUUGUGCUUAUAAACACUAAUGAUUUAUUUGGGGUAUUUGUGUAUUGCAUGACUUUUCUUAACCUCUUAAAUACACAAUGGCACCUCUGCACUAUUUGAAAAGCCAUUUGCCAAAAAAACCUUAGACUUUGCAGGAGUUAUGACAGAAACAGAGUGAGGAGCCAAAUAUGAAGACAGUCGCAGAUGAUUUCCUGUACAUUUUAAUCUGUGUAUGCUCUCUCCUGAAUCAUGUUUUCUGUUCUGCUGGCCUUGUAGUGAGGUCACUAACAUAUGUUUUGCGGAUGUUUGUGUGUGCAUCCCUGCAGAGCUGUGACGGUUCUGAGUACACUCUGCAGGGCCCAGCGGGUGGGGAUGACAUCACAGGGUUGUCGGCCGAGCCGGCCCACUACCAGCUACUGUCAGAGCUGGGACGGGGCUUCAAUAAUCUGAGCCAGGUGAACAUGGCUCGCCACAUCCCUACUGGCCAGCUGGUGGCCGUCAAACAGACCAACCUGGACGAGUGCACCGAGGAGGAGCUGCUGCAGCUCAUGAAUGAGGUACUGCUGUCCCGGCUCUUCCGUCACCCCAACCUGCUGACUUCUCGCCUGGUUUUCAGCUCCUGCUGCCAGCUGUGGGUCCUGACACCGCUCAUGGCCUACGGUUCUGCAGAUACUUUACUGAGGACAUAUUUCCCGGAUGGAAUGAGUGAAUCCCUGGUAGCGUACCUGCUGUACGGUGUGCUCAAAGCAUUGGAAUACCUGCACAGGAUGGGCUACAUUCACCGAGGGGUGAAGGCCAGUCAUAUCUUGCUGUCAGGGGAGGGGCGUGUUUACCUCUCAGGGCUCCACAGUGUUUACUGUAUGAUGCGUGAGGGCAAGAGGAUGAGGACCGUGUUUGACAUGCCCCACCACAGCCCGGCACUGCUGCCCUGGCUCAGCCCUGAACUACUGCGACAGGACCUGCACGGUUAUGGAGUGAAGUCAGACAUCUACAGUUUGGGCAUUGUGGCCUGUGAGCUAGUCAGCGGCAGGGUGCCUUUCCAGGACAUGCCACCCACUCAGAUGCUGCUUCAGAAGCUGCGCGGUUCCCACUGCUGCUUGCUGGACGUGGCUCCCUUCCCGCUUGGAGAGCUGGGGGGUUUGAAGGUGUCGCGCUCUGGGGUGGACUCCGGCAUUGGAGAGAGUGUGGCCACGGGGAGCCUGACGCACAGCACCACCGCUCCUCCCACGGACCGACCUCAAAGCCCUGGACCCAAAAACCACUCUGCCACCCUCCACAACCUGGUCCAGCUGUGUCUGCAGCAGCAGCCUGAGCGCAGGCCAUCAGCAUCUGAGCUGCUGACCCACGCCUUCUUCAAGCAGGUGAAGAGGCACACCAGAGACUCCUUCCUAAGUCUCAUGUACCCAGCAGUGCCCCUCGCCAGUCCUGAGGACCCUCCAGUAUCCAGCCCCCCCACCCCUUCCUGUCACACUCCAGCGUCAGCCACCGCCGACUCCACCGAGGCCAUUUGGGAUUUCUCCUAACUGCAGCCUCUACACUUCCAUUGACUAGCAAGCCAAACACAAGACAAUCAAAGCAAAGCAAUGAGGCCAAAUUCUACUGUGCUUUUAAUUUUUAUUAUUAACCCAACUCUCUGAGCCUUUUUAAAUCGUUUUUGUAGCUUUUUUUUUUUUUUUUUUAAUGUUUUUUGAAGGUGACUUUUUGGGUCACAGAGUGGUGAGGCAACUGUGAAGGUGCUGGAACAAAGAAGCUGCUCUGAUUUUAUAGUAACGAUAAUAAUGGACCGUCAGCGAGCAAAAGGAAAGAGAAAAAUACAAGUUGCUAAAAAGCCCCCCUGAAAACAGCUGUGCAUAUGUUUGUGCGCAUUUUGUUGUUUUUAAAGUGUUAUAUCCAUGUUUCCAUUUCUUUUUUCAGGUGGGUGACUCUGGUACAACCAAGAAGUUAUUUCUUAAUAGUAACCACUUUUUGUAAGAGAUCAUGUGUGUGUUGAAUUUUCUUUAAAGUGGACCUGUUAUGCUCUGUUCAUGUUGUGCCUAAAAUUGACCAUUUCCACUCUA